Molecule: messenger RNA, 2163 nt
Organism: Colletotrichum lupini
Lineage: Eukaryota; Fungi; Ascomycota; Sordariomycetes; Glomerellales; Glomerellaceae
Product: WD domain-containing protein
Exons: 7
Coding region: 1-2163 (720 amino acids)
Molecular function (GO): protein binding
Source: RefSeq, a predicted model, not a curated record
AUGUCGAAACGCUCUGCUGAUGUCGAAAUGGGGGAUGCCCCCCUCAAGGGAGGUGAUCGCCCUGAGGGUAUGGAGAUUGACGAGAAGGCCCCCGACAUGGGCGAGUUCGAGGACGAAUUCGAGGAUGAGUUCGAGGAGGACGAAAUUAUGGAGGCCGGUGUUGACGGACGCCCUGACGCAGAGAGGGAGGCUGAGGAGAGGGAAGCUGCCGUCGACCAGGGCACUUUCAUCGUCGGACGAAACAAGCUUGAGGCGGGACAGACACUCGCGCCCGAUGUUUCUACCUACGAGAUGCUGCACAACCUGAGCACGCCAUGGCCCUGUCUGUCUUUCGAUAUUCUCCGCGACAGUCUUGGUGACAACCGUAAGGUCUAUCCCGCCACCAUGUACACCGUGGCUGGUACACAAGCAGAGAACGCCAGGGCUGGCGAGAACCAGCUGAUGGUUAUGAAGUUCAGCGGUCUGAGCCGUACGGAGAAGGACGACGAGGAAUCUGAUGACGACGACGAAGAUGGCGAUGAGGACGCCGAGCCCAUCCUUGAGCACAAGGCGAUCCCCUUGAACUCGACUACGAACCGAAUCCGCGCCCAUCAGAUCCCCUCGCAAGAUGCUUCCAGACCUCCUACGACCCUCACAGCCACCAUGACCGAGUCAUCCAACGUCUUCAUUCACGAUAUUACGCCUCACAUCUACUCCUUCGAUAACCCGGGCACCGUCAUCUCCGCGCAGCAGAACAAGCCAGUGUCGACUAUUCGCGCCCACAAAGCAGAGGGUUAUGCUCUUGACUGGUCCCCCCUUGUUCCCAGUGGAAAGCUCCUCACCGGUGACAACGAUGGUCUCAUUUACGUCACAACCCGCACCGACGGCGGCGGGUUCGUCACCGACACCCGGCCAUUCCAGGGUCACACCAGCAGCGUUGAGGAAAUUCAAUGGAGUCCCUCGGAACAGUCUGUCUUCUCAUCCGCCUCAAGCGACGGCACAAUACGCGUUUGGGAUGUCCGUAGCAAGAGCAGAAAGCCCGCGCUUUCAAUGCAUGUCAGCAACCACGAUGUAAACGUCAUGUCGUGGUCACCCCUCACGACGCAUCUGCUUGCGUCUGGCGCCGACGACGGCGAAUUCGCCGUCUGGGAUCUGCGCCAGUGGAAGCAGAGCUCUACCUCUGCUGCCGACAAGCCCUCGCCGAUUGCCAGCUUCAACUACCACAAGGAGCAGGUCACGAGCAUCGAGUGGCACCCCACAGACGAUAGUAUCAUUGCUGUUGCGGCGGGCGACAACACCGUUACUCUGUGGGAUUUGGCUGUCGAGCUGGACGACGAGGAGAGCAAGGAUACCGGCGGUGUCAAGGACGUGCCGCCUCAGCUUCUGUUCGUCCACUACUUGUCCAACGUCAAGGAGCUCCACUGGCAUCCCCAGAUCACUGGCAGCUUGAUGGCUACUGGUGAUGAAACUCUGCAUGGCUUGGGCGCUCACACAGAUGAGGAGCCCAUUGGUAUGACCCGUUUGUCACAAGGAAGUUCUAUUUCAGGUAUCAUAUUGGAUUCUGGGUACGAGAUUGAGGGCCUUUUUGGCGACCCUCAUUCGACCAUUGAAAAGCGAGUUAAGGGAGCGAGGCCGAGUGUCUCCGGCAUAAAUAAAGACGAUCAUUUCGUUCUCUUCAACAUGCGGUAUCUUGCAAGUCUGGCUCUUCUCUGCCAUUUGGCACAUGGUGCCCCUUCUACUCCGGCUGAACACUCCGCACGUACUGCAGCAGUCUUCGAGGUGGACAGGUUCUUCGCGGGAAGUCUUCCACCAAGCACAAGAAACUUUGUCAUAUUCUCCGUCCAGCCCACCCCUGGCGCCGACUUUGCUAACUGUACCAUCAACACGGACACUGGUCCUAAAGUACCAACGGUCGACAAGGUGGUCUGCACUGACGUUAACUCUAUCACAUGGAGUCUGGAGCCGAUGGGGACAGGGAUGCAUUUCAGUGUCUGGUGGGCUUUUACUAGUCAUGCUUCGUUGCUGGGCGGAAUACACCUCGACGAGUCGUACUUCAAGGACACAACACUCGCAGAUGGGAGCAAGUCACAAAGCUAUGUGGGGCCGCACAAGUUCACCUUGGAGACUACCAUGGUGAUGAACAAUCCCGGGGGCAAGAGAAAGAUGGAAGAGAGCGUGGAGUAG